Messenger RNA from Cyanistes caeruleus (blue tit), 2803 nucleotides. RefSeq names its product bone morphogenetic protein 2-like. Gene Ontology annotation, molecular function: cytokine activity; growth factor activity. The record is from RefSeq and is a predicted model, not a curated record. Gene Ontology annotation, cellular component: extracellular region. NCBI's taxonomy places the organism in Eukaryota, Metazoa, Chordata, Aves, Passeriformes, Paridae.
GCUCCAGUUACAAACUGGAGCUGGAGACAAGAGAGGGAACCAGGAGCUGGGCAUAUUGGGGCAGAGCUGUCUCUGCAGGCACCCCCAGAUAUCUUGGACGUGUUUCUGGUGAGCUGGAGAGAGAAAGGAGAGGAUCCCAGGGGUACAGAUAAUUUCCUCUCUCCAUUAACUCCAGCCUGUCGGUGUCACCGUGCCUGUUCUGCAUAAUUAACAACCCUUUGGGUUGGAAUAAACUGUGGGCACCGCUGGACAUUAGCCUUUACCUUGUCUCCCAUCAGGUGGUCCUAUCAGGGCUCCAGCCCUGAUGAAUUAGUUAAUUAAUGCUAAUUUUUUCCGUUUAUUCCCAUGGCAGCUGUGCAGUGUGUCAUGUCCACCUGCACUAGCUUGGUUUCUCUGUUAUUGGGGAACAAGACCUAAAGAAUUGGCUUUUAUCCCACUACCCGAAUAUUUCAUUAAGUUCAAGCAUUCAGGAAUUAGGAGCAAAUGCCUUUUCAUUCCCAGGAAGACAACAGCCUUUUAUAAUGAUGAUGAUGAUGAUGAUGAUAAUAAUAAUAAUAGUAGUAGUAGUAGUAGUAGUAGUAGUAGUAGUAGUAAAAAGCAAGCUGGAUUAGGGUGCUGUGCUGCUGCUGCAGUGUGACAGCCUGGGGCUGCAGCACUGCCGGGUCCUCUGCUGGAACCCGCUCUGCCCCAUGGCAGACUGGGGACCCGGGGCACCCCACCCUGCACACCUGACAGGAACAUGGUACAGGGACACCAGUGUGAUACUGAGCCCCCGCCACGAUCCUUGCUCUCAGCAGCGGUUUCGAGAGGGGCAGCAUGAGCUGCUGUGACUGGACCGGGAUGGGAAGGGGAUGCUCAUCUUGAUGGGCUGCAUUCCUCCACACAAAAGUCAUCCGAUUUGUCCCAUUAGUGCCAUCAUUAAAAUCCAGUUAGUCUCCUACGGAGAGCAAAUGCAGCUCAGCCAAGACCCUGCAAGGGUCUGGUGGCCCCAGACCCCCGUUUCCCCUGCCAGCCCUGGGAGUGCCUGGUGAGCCGUCCUCCUUCCCUCUUGUGUACUGGGGCUAAUUGAUGCAGGGGGCCCGGGAGCCAGGCUUCUCACCUUGUUAGCAUGGCAAUUAACUCUCUUUACCCUCCUGAUUGCUCCUGUGCAUAUUUUACUCCAGUCCAGCUUUCUAGUGAGUUAUAAAUGCAGCACCGGGGAGGCCGGGGGAGUUGUGUAGGGACAGGGAGCACAGAGCCAUGCUGGGGACUGUCCUGCUGCUGCUGGCCCUGGCCAAGACGGGAUGCCCGAGCCCAGCCAGCUUGAUGAGCCGGCGGGCUGAGGCGCUGAAGAAACUCCUGGAAGUCUUUGGCAUGGAAGACCCUCCAGCCCCCCCAACUCACUUCAAGCGGCCCCCCCAGUACAUGGUGGAUCUGUUCAACACUGUUGCCAAUGCGGAUGGCGUCACCAAGAACCCUUUCGUCCUGAAGGGCAACACCGUCCGCAGCUUCCUGGAUAAAACGCACAGUGAGGAGAUGCGGUUCCUGUUUGUCCUCUCCAGCGUGGCCAAGAAUGAGAAGAUCCUGAUGGCAGAGCUGCACCUCUUCCGCCUCUGGCAGAGGGUCACACAUAGGCCCAAAAGGCACCACUUCUGCCAGGUCAGUGUGUACCAGGUGCUGGAGAAAGACAAGCCAGACACCUCUGGAGGGAAGAAGCUGCUGGUAGCACGGACGGUCUCACUGCAAACCUCGGGCUGGGAGGUCUUUGCCAUCACAUCGGCUGUUCGUGACUGGACUGAAGAUGAAAGCAGAAACCAGGGUUUGCUGGUGACAGUCCAGAGCCCGGAUGAGAACCCGCUCGACCCCCCACCACUGCAGUUUGCAUCUGGCAGGGGCCACCAUGAGAGCAAGAAGCCCAUGUUGGUCCUUUUCACGGAUGAUGGGCGCCGUGGAGCGUUGCAGCCCACAGCUGGCUUCCCAGAUUUAAAGCCUCAGGCUCCUGAUCUCCCUGCCAAGUUGCCAGUGCCCAAGCUGGGCAGAUCACGCAGUACACGCUCGCUGGACCGGCCCCAAUCCUGCCAGAGGUACCCAUUGUCUGUGGACUUCGAGGAGAUUGGCUGGUCUGGCUGGAUCAUCUCACCACGGGGGUACAACGCCUUCCACUGCAAAGGCUCCUGCCCCUUUCCUCUGGGCGAGAACAUGCGGCCAACAAACCAUGCCACAGUGCAGUCCAUCAUCAAUGCCCUGAAGCUGAGUGAGGGUGUCAGCAGCCCCUGCUGUGUGCCUGACAAGCUCUACUCCAUCAACCUCCUCUACUUUGAUGAUGACGAGAAUGUUGUCCUCAAGCAGUACGAUGACAUGGUGGCCGGGAGCUGUGGCUGCCACUGAGGCAGGAGAAGGGGGCUGGAAUCACCGCUGCAGUGGAGGCUGCUCCCUCCAGAGCAUCAGUGAGGUCUCUGUCCUAUAAACCCUAUAAAACAGAUUGGGACGAGCAAAGCAAGGGUCUGCCCUGGAUGGUGUCACUCCCUGACAGGGCCAGCCCAGGAAGGCUCAGGGCCAAGCUCUGAUUAAAUCAACUUGAAGGAGCCCGUGUGAACCAGUAGCCACAGGGCUGCAGCUCCGUUUUGGGGUGCUCUGUGCAGGUGCAUGGGUGUCCCUGCCCAUGCAGAGGCUCCUGCAGGCUGUACUAUAUGUAUAUAGCAAGAGCACUAAUAUAUGACAGAUACCGCCUGUACAGUGUCCUGUAAAUGUCCGUACAUUCCUGCAUUGCUGUGACUUGUAAAAUUAAUUCAGAGCAACUAUUUAAACAUGCCAUUCUCCAAAA